This is a messenger RNA of Blepharisma stoltei, 240 nucleotides long. NCBI's taxonomy places the organism in Eukaryota, Ciliophora, Heterotrichea, Heterotrichida, Blepharismidae. The record is from the annotation of a GenBank genome assembly.
AUGGCAUCUUGAGGAAAAAGAAUAAAAAUAGCUCAUGUGAGAUAUCUUAAUAAUAUUUUCUAUUCUAUUGGGCAUAAGGAAAUUAUAUUGGCACAUGCAUUUGCAAAAUUUAAGAUGGGCAAAGCAAAUUGAGAGCCCUUGAACUGAAAGAUUAGAAUAAAGAGGAAAUUAGAAAUAGCGGACAAUAAAGCUAUAAAAUUGGAUUUGCAAAGGGAUAUUUGUAAGAAGAGAAAAUGAUAA